This is a messenger RNA of Arachis duranensis, 1556 nucleotides long. Its product is annotated as geraniol 8-hydroxylase-like. Lineage: Eukaryota; Viridiplantae; Streptophyta; Magnoliopsida; Fabales; Fabaceae. Bases 22 to 1524 code for a protein of 500 amino acids. Gene Ontology annotation, molecular function: heme binding; oxidoreductase activity, acting on paired donors, with incorporation or reduction of molecular oxygen; iron ion binding. The record is from RefSeq and is a predicted model, not a curated record. The transcript is spliced from 2 exons.
UGAAUUAUCCUAUACACAAAAAUGGACUUUGUAAGUUGCACAAUGAUCUUUGUAUUGGCAUGUGUGACCAUGCAUGCACUUUGUUUACUCUUUACAAAAUCCACAAAACCUAACUACAAGCUUCCUCCGGGACCCUCCCGGCUUCCGAUAAUUGGAAGCCUCCUUGACAUGGGGGAAAAGCCUCACUUGUCUUUGUCCAAGCUGACGAAGAUUCAUGGUCCAAUAAUGAGUCUGCAGCUUGGACAAAAGACAUCAGUAGUGGUCUCUUCAGCCGAAAUGGCGAAAGAGAUACUUCUAACCCAUGACCACCUCUUGUCAAACCGACCAAUUCCACAAUCCGUGUCGGUUCUCAACCAUGAACACUACAGCUUUGCAUUUAUUCCCAUUUCGCCCCUUUGGCGCGAAAUGAGAAAAAUAUGCAACACUCAACUAUUAUCCCACAAGAAUCUUGAUGAUAGCCAACACGUCAGGCGUAAGAAAAUGCAACAACUCCUUAAUGAUGUUCACCAUAGCAGCCAAAUCGGUGAAGCUGUCGAUAUUGGAACACUAGGGUUCAAGGCUACCAUAAAUCUGUUAUCUAACACCAUUUUCUCCAUAGAUUUGAUUGACUCUACAGAUGCAGCGGGAGAGUUCAAGGAUCUGGUUACCAACAUCACAAACCUUGUUGGAACACCAAACUUGGCUGAUUUCUUCCCCGUGUUGAAGAUGAUUGACCCACAAGGCAUUAACCGAAGGCAGGCUAAGAACGUAACAAAGGUUCUUGAUAUCUUCGACCGUUUGAUUAACCAACGAUUGAAGCUAAGAGAAGAUGGUUUUCAUAGCAAAAAUGACAUGUUGGAUUCUCUACUCACCAUUUCCAAGGACAACAAGUUGAUUGAUAAAACACUCAUUGCACAUCUAUUCCAUGAUAUAUUCGUUGCCGGAACAGACACAACGGUAUCUACCUUAGAAUGGGCAAUGAGUGAAUUAGUUCGUAACCCACAAGUUAUGGAAAAGGCUAAAGAGGAAUUAGUUGAAAUAGUUGGCAACAAUGGUAGUGUCCCUGUUGAGGAGUCAGAUAUUUCGAAACUACCAUACUUACAAGCAGUAAUAAAAGAGACGCUACGCCUGCACCCACCAGUUCCAUUCUUGUUGCCACGAAAAGCUGAAAUUGAUGUGGACAUUGGUGGCUACACCAUCCCAAAAGAUGCUCAAGUCAUGGUUAAUGUGUGGAACAUUGGAAGGGAUCCAAGCUUGUGGGACAAUCCAACAUUGUUUUCUCCGGAGAGGUUCAUAGGUUCGGAUAUUGAUGUUAAAGGAACGAACUUUGAACUGGUUCCGUUUGGUGCUGGAAGAAGAAUAUGUCCCGGAUUACAAUUGGCUAAUAGGAUGUUGUAUUUGAUGUUGGGUUCAUUGAUCAACUCCUUUGAUUGGAAGCUUCAACAUGGAAUGAGAUUAGAAGAUAUUGACAUGACUGAGAAAUUUGGAAUUACCCUCCAAAAAGCUCAACCACUUAAAGUUUUUCCAAUCAAAAUAAGCAACUGAUCAGUAAUGUUUGUGCUGUGAUGCUUGCAUGU